Lachancea mirantina is the source of this 495-nucleotide messenger RNA. NCBI's taxonomy places the organism in Eukaryota, Fungi, Ascomycota, Saccharomycetes, Saccharomycetales, Saccharomycetaceae. The record is from the annotation of a GenBank genome assembly.
AUGGUUAAAGAGUCCAAGGCUGAUGGGAGUCACGAUUACAAGAGAUGCAAGGAGUUGGGCCAGUUUGAUGCAGGUGACAAAGAAAUCUGGUUGAUCAAAGCUCCAAAAAACGUUAAGAUUGGCAAACUUAAGAGUCUUCCAGUCGAUUUCGCCGGUAGUGGGCAUGCAAUCUUUGAACUGGGCGAUAAACGGUUUGAAGUGAAACAAGAAAUCGACGGAGAUUUCAGUGACCUUGCUUUGCUCGUGCCAAAGAACGCAGAAAGCCUUGUGAAGGGCAGCGACGUGAGUCGUGUUUUCAGCAUUAACGAAAGCGUAGAACUGCGUGCAUCACCGAAGGUCAAGCGGAGCGCCGAAGAACAUACACAGGGUGAUAACGACGUCGCGCUAAAUACGGACAAACCGGCCAAGAAACACAAGAAGGAUAAAAAGAAGGACAAGAAGCACGACAAGAAGGACAAGAAGGAAAAGAAGCACAAGCACAAGAGCAAAGAGUAA